Messenger RNA from Mytilus trossulus (common blue mussel), 1689 nucleotides. RefSeq lists its product as uncharacterized. Gene Ontology annotation, molecular function: zinc ion binding. The record is from RefSeq and is a predicted model, not a curated record. Bases 1 to 1689 code for a protein of 562 amino acids. NCBI's taxonomy places the organism in Eukaryota, Metazoa, Mollusca, Bivalvia, Mytilida, Mytilidae. The transcript has a single exon.
AUGGCCUACUCGCAAUCCAUUCAAAUCAGCCAGGUACCUGUUAGUUGUGGUUUAUGUGAAGCUGAAAGACCAAUUAAAUGGAAAUGUUUGGACUGUAGUCUACUUAUGUGUUAUUAUUGCAAGGAAAAGGUACAUUCAAAAUUUAAAAAUGCACAGGAUCAUAAAAUCAUUGAUACAAAGGAGAUAGGACUGCAUUGUGAUGUAUUAGAUUUUAAAAACAUAAAGUGUAACGAACACGAUGGACAAAACUGCUGUCUUUUCUGUAAAACCUGUGACAAUUUGAUCUGUCCAACUUGUGUGUCUAAAUUUCACAAGAAACACGACCUUAUCGAAAUAAGGGAAGGAUAUGAUAUGAAAAAAGACAAACUCAAGAAAAAACAAGCAAAUAUUCAAAAGGAAAAAUUUAACAUGGUACCUAAAAUUGAUCAGAUGAACAAACUAAUAACGUCAGAAAAGUCAAAAUUCACAAAAGUAAGUCAAGAUAUUCUAACUCAUGAAAAAACUGUCAGAGAUGCAGUAAAUAACUAUUUUAAAGGGCUUAGAAAUGCAUUAGAACAAGGUCAUAAAACUGCUGUGAAGUCAAUUGAAUUUGAUCGAAAUGCAAUGUCUAUUUCUAUGAAGCUGGCAGAAGACGAGGACAAUGAAUUCAGGGAAAUAAUUCAAACUACUGAUGCCACAAAGUUUUUCUCAGAUGUCAGAUUAACUGAGAAAUUCAUGACAGUCCAAGCACCACAUAUACAGUCAAGCUACAUCUCUACCCCAAUAUUUAUACCAGGGGAGAUCACUUGGUCUUAUGUUGGAGUCAUACAAAGAGAUCAAGUUUUAUCAGUUAAUCCAAAUGUUGUGUUACAUAUCAAUAAACAAUUUCAAACAAAACUUGGCAAGAUUAUACAUUUAUCUCCAUCCCCGGACAGUUCAUUGUGGAUAAGUUCUGGAAAUGACGAAGAUUUACAAAAAGUUAAAUUACAAGGAAACAAGCUCAGAGUCAUGUCAAAUUUCAGCAUAAAGGUCUAUGGAAUGGCAGCACUUCAAUCUAAUGAUAUUCUCCUGUCCACCAAGGAAUCAAGACUAAAACAACUGAAUAUUGUCACUGGUAAUCUGACAGAUAGUGUAUAUGAUCUGAAACAUUUAAGUCCUACAUGCAUCCACAUUACCACUUGUAACGAAGCCAUAGUAGGAGGUAAUGAUGAUAUCCUAGGAAGGAGUGCUGUGUUUGUAAUGAAUGAGAAAGGAGAUUAUGAGAAUGUAUAUGAAAAUGAUCAACAUGAUCAACCUAUAUUUAAUUAUCCAAGGUGUAUAACCAGUACAAUUAAUGGGAAUAUACAUGUCGCAGAUUUUAAGACAAACAAUGACAGAGGUAUAGUGUUGGUGUUAGGACAGGGAGGGGAUAUAAUCAAUACAUAUACAGGACAUCCAGAUGUCAAUAAAGACAGACCAAUGCAACCAAUCAGAAUAGUAACAACACCAAGAGACAAUGUUAUUGUAAUGGAUCUAAAAACUUGUUACUUGCAUAUUCUAACCAAUGCAGGACGGCUGAUUACAUUAUUCAACACAAAAGACUUAGAAAUAGAACAUCCACUUUCCCUGGCCUUUACCUCAACAGGACAGCUUGUCAUUGGAUGUACCAAACAUAUAAGCAGUACAACCAAGGAAGCCAAGUUAUAUGAAGUUGGUAUAUCAGGUUGUUAA